CUGUCCCGGCAAGAGGGUUAAAUCCACCUCUUCCAGGAUCAAGGUAUCGCCUUCCCUUCCAGCCCAGGAAGGAGACAGGAACCUCCCCACAAUCAUGACUCUAUUCGACUCAAAUGCCAAAGGCUGAGAGAUCAAUCCCAGCCCAGGACGGGGGUGGUUCACACACCCAAUAGGUGUGGAUCUUCAUGUUUGUACAAACACCCUAUUAGUAGCCAAGCUGGCUCGGUCACAUGACGGAGCCGAAACGUGAAAUCCGGCCGGCGCCUGAUCAAGUUUUGCUUCUCCGAAAGACGCGCGGAGUCGCUUCUCCCGGGCGCAGGGGAACCGCGCAGGAGGAUCCUUCAUCGCUUCGGCCUCUUUCGGCCGCUGCCCUCUCCCUGCCCGACCUCGAGGAACUAGGCGGCUCGCCAAUGUCCUUCUGAUUGGCUGUCGCUUCAUUAGGGCCACUUGGACGGGAGAAUGGAGAAACUCAAUAAACUCACCGUGCCGGCGGGACAAAAACUCAGACAACUUCAAAAAAUAGUGCAUGAUAUCAAGAAAAAUGAUAGUGGAAUAAUGAGCAAGUUCAAAAAGUUCCAAAAUGAACAAGUGGCCUUAAUAUGCAAAACUGGAAAAAAUACAUGGGAUCGGUUAACAAGUAAACCACCACCAAGCAUACCACCAGUUGAUUAUGUUCCAGACCAUACAGAAGAAGAGGAACAGUGGUCAGAUGACUUUGACAGCGAUUAUGAAAAUCCAGAUCACCACUCCGAUUCUGAGAUGUAUGUGGUUCCCACAGAAGAGAACUGUGAUGACAGUUAUGAGCCUCCUCCAAGUGAACAUGAGCCAGAGACAGUCCCAAUACCAUUCUCGUGUGCUCGGGGUGUAUAUGCAGAUGACAAACGAUCUAGCCAACAGAAGACUUGGCCCCCACCUAUUCCGCCAAACCAAUCUUCAUCUCUAUCAAAGAAACCAGCCACUUUACCCGUACCGCCAUCUGCUGUUCAGAAGCCCAGACUCCCACCCAAGCCAAUGGAUGACGAGGCAGAUUAUGUUGUACCAGUUGAUGAUGAUGAUGAAGAUAAUUAUAUAGAACCCACAGAAGAAAGCACUUCACAACCUGAAAAACCACCUGUGGUGAACAGAUCGACCAAGCCUCCCUGUUCUGUACCAUCACCUUCCACACUAGAUGUAUAUGAAAUUCCUGAAGAAGAGAAGUCAUCACCUCCAUUACCCAGGAUAUCCAAGCCACUUCCUCCCAAGCCAGCUCUGAGACCAUCUGGAGGACAUUCUCAUGAGCGCAACAUACCUAAAGAAUCAUUCACACCAGAUGCAUUGAAAUCAGACAGAAACAUUUUACCACUUCCAAGGCACCGCCCUUCACCGAAAGCUGAUCCAGAGGUCCUUGGAGCGCAAACUGAUGGAAAUAAUAGCAGCAACGGUGCUGCAGAAUUUAAAAUUCCUUCUGUUAAUGUUCCAUCUCCAUUUCCCAGGAUCACAAAAAAGCUAAUGAAUCCUGCAAUACCGCUGAAGCCAAGCUUGCCUGAUAGAGACCACUUAAAUAUUGCUGAAGAUAAACCUAUACCUGCUGAACGCCGCCGGGGUUCCAGUCAUGACAUGCCUCUUCCACCCAUCCCUUCUAGCAUUCAAAAGCCGUUACCUCAGAAGCCACCAAUCUUGUCAAGAUCUCCAGAACCUGCAAACCAUACCACACACCCUCGAAGUAAUAGCUCUCAAGGUGGUUCUACAAUAGCAGAACAGGAUGCUGGCGUUCUUGGUCAAGCAUGGUACAUGGCUUCUAGUGAUCGGAAAAUAGCCGAAGAUGCAUUAUAUAAAUCAAACAAGGAUGGGUCUUUCUUAGUAAGGAAGAGUUCUGGACAAGAUUCUAAGCAACCAUAUACGCUAGUUGUAUUUUACAACAAAAGAGUAUAUAACAUUCCAAUCCGAUUUAUUGAAUCUGAAAGGCAAUACGCUUUGGGUAGAGAAAAGACUGGUGAGGAGCACUUUGACAGUGUGACAGAAAUAAUAGAGAAUCAUCAGCGGACUUCUCUCGUUCUCAUUGAUAGUCAAAACAACACAAAAGACUCCACCAGGCUAAAAUAUAUUGCUAGAAUUUUGUAACUGCAUCAAGGAGCAUCACGAAAUCAUCUAACCCUUAUUUUCCAAGGAUUUGAGCUUCUGAACAAACAUGCACAACUAUUGUUAGAAGAACUUUCUUCAGUUUUUUCCAGCAAGCACCAUGCUGAUAGUUACCAAGCUAGUAGAUUCGUUUAUGAAAUGCUGCUUCAAUCAUAAAGUGCCCAUGUGUGGGUAUACCUUAAAAAAGACAUUACAAACUCUGGAGGCAAAAAAAUCUCUGUGGCAGACAAGAUGUAUUUAAAAUAUACUGUACCUGCUAGCUGUCUAUGGAGGAAAGUCUAGUUGCUUCCUGAAAAAGGACCUUUGGGGUAUACCUGCUAGCAUAUACAUGUGUCUUAUUAAACUUUGUAUUUUUCAAAGCUAGAGUAUCUGUAUUCCAAAGAACAAUUAUAUAACCAGCUAAAAGCAGGAUUUUUAUUCCUCUGACAGCCAUCUAAAAUAAUCAGGAUGUUUAUUUAGUAUAACGGACUGGUACUUGUUUUACUUGUAUUUGUUGGAGCUAUUGUCAAAUUCUGAUAUAAGUGUACAUAUAUGAAAAUUAUAAUUUAUCAAGAUGCAGUUAUGAUCCAUAAGAAUUUAUAAUUCUUGCAUGGUAAAUACUUAACUAUUUCUUAGCUGUUACAUGCUUUUGCAAAAUGUUUCAGGACUGUAAAAUACUUUGGCCACAUGAAUGUAUCAAAUAAGUAUUCAGUGUUUGUUGGGGGGGGGGGUUUGCAGGACUUUUUUUUCCUCACUAGGCUCAUCAUGCAGUUGUGAUCUGCAUCCAGCAAGAUAUUAUUUUAUGACUCUUGGUAAAUUUUAAAUGAAUAGUUAAAGCUUUAGAAUCUUAGCUGUACAUAUUAGCUUGGCUUCCCAUUAAUUUUAAUAAGGGUACUUGCUGCAUUCCAAAUUCUACCAUUUGUUUUUUCGUUGCAGUGGUUGUACAAUUGAUAAAAAAAAGACUAAAUGGUUUAGUAUCUCAGUCAAAUAAUGCUUACAGAUAGUCUUCAAUUUAUGAGUGCAAUUGGGACCAGAAUUUCAGUGAAUGUGAUCGUUAAGUGAGUUAUUACAUGGCUAGACCUGAUCUUAUGAACAUAGUCUUUCAAGUAAAUCAGUCAUUAAGAAAAUCUGGUUACCCCAAUUUACUUAGCUUGUCAGAAGUCUCCUGGGAAAGUAGCAGUCACAAUCAUGUGAUCACAAGAUGUUGCAACUGUAAUAAAUGCAAAUCAGUUGCCAGGUGCCCAAAUUACAAUCACAUGACCAUGGGAGGUGGUGCAAAGUUUGUAACUUCAAGGAUGGUCGUAAGUAACUUUUUCCAAGGCCAUCAUAACUUCAAAGUGUAUUUAAACAAAUGAUCAUAAGUUGAGGACUACUUGCAUUUUUUUAAAAAAAAUUACUUAAAUAUUUAAUAACAGUAAUAGUACUGGGCAUACUAAAUGUAAAAAUUAAGAUAGGAUUUUACUUUUUCUUCCCAAAUAAGCAAUAUACAGUUUUACACUUUCACUCAUGGGAUUAUCUACAUCCAGUUUCACUAAGUUUUAAUUAUGUUUUACAAUUUUUUUUCUUUCCAAACAACACAUUACAAAAUGUUGCAUUUGGAUUCUGAUUUAACUGGAACAUAGUAAAAUGAUAAAUAAACCCAGAUUUCUUUUUAACAAUGGCAAA
This is a messenger RNA of Crotalus tigris (Tiger rattlesnake), 3762 nucleotides long. It is a transcript of the gene BLNK, whose product is annotated as B cell linker. Bases 460 to 2100 code for a protein of 546 amino acids. Gene Ontology annotation, cellular component: cytoplasm. The record is from RefSeq and is a predicted model, not a curated record. Gene Ontology annotation, biological process: cell surface receptor protein tyrosine kinase signaling pathway; intracellular signal transduction. NCBI's taxonomy places the organism in Eukaryota, Metazoa, Chordata, Lepidosauria, Squamata, Viperidae. The transcript has 23 exons.